Molecule: messenger RNA, 273 nt
Organism: Blepharisma stoltei
Lineage: Eukaryota; Ciliophora; Heterotrichea; Heterotrichida; Blepharismidae
Source: the annotation of a GenBank genome assembly
AUGGCAUCAAUUUACGAGCUAAUUGCUGAAGGAGGUAGACUUCCAGAAAUAACAAGAAAGGUUUUUAAUGAGCUUGAUACUAAUCAAUCUGGGCAGAUUGAAUGGGAUGAACUAUCUGAAGCACUUAACAGAAUUUAUGCUGAGUGUGGACUUAAUCCUCCAACAGCUGAAGAUGUAGAACGUAAAAUGAAAGAGCUUGAUACCGAUAAAAGUGGCACUAUCAGUGCUGAAGAGCUUGAAAAAUACGUUAGAGAGCUCCUAGGAGACUAUUAA